AGUUCCACUUUCUCUCUUUCUCAACCAAAGGCUGCAAUGACUUCAACCACCAAAGAAGUACCCAUAGAGCUUCUUCCUUUUAUCCGGGUCUACAAGGACGGCUCAGUGGAACGCCUCGAAGACACCCCUAUUGUUCCACCAUCACCUGAUCAAGACCCAGAAACCGGAGUCUCAUCCAAAGACAUAACCAUUAAUUCAGAGAACCCUUCCAUCUCAGCUCGCCUUUACCUCCCAAAACUCACUGCUCACAACCAAAACCAAAAGCUCCCCAUCUUAGUUUACUUCCACGGCGGCGGGUUUUUCCUAGAAUCCGCCUUCUCAAGCCUUUACCACCGCUACCUCAACAACUUGGUCUCCCAAGUCCAUGUUCUCACCAUCUCGAUUGAGUACAGACUUGCACCAGAGCACCUUCUUCCAGCUGCUUAUGAAGACUGCUGGGCUGCACUUCAAUGGGUUGCCUCUCACUCAGCUGGUAACGGUAAAGAGCCGUGGUUAAUCAAUAACGGUGACUAUGAAAGAAUAUUUAUAGGCGGUGACAGCGCUGGUGCCAACAUAGUACAUAACAUGGCUAUCAGAGCUGGGGUUGAGAGCUUGCCUUGUGGUGUUGAAAUUUUAGGUGCUUAUCUUGCCCACUCUUAUUUUUGGAGUUCUAAGCCAAUUGGGGCAGAGCCUAAGGAAGGACACGAGAAGAGCUUGCCGUAUUUAUUUUGGAACUUUGUGUAUCCCUCAGUAACUGGUGGUGUUGACAAUCCAAUGGUUAAUCCAGAAGGGCCAGGUGCACCGAGCUUGGCUGGGCUUGGGUGUGAUCGGAUGCUUGUGUGUGUGGCUGGGAAGGAUUUGAUGAAGGAUAGAGGUGUUUGGUAUUUUGAAAUGGUAAGGAAGAGUGGGUGGAAAGGGGAAGUAGAAUUGUUUGAAGUGGAGGAAGAAGAUCAUAUUUUCCAUAUCCGCAAUAUUGAGACACAGAAUGCUAAGGCUAUGGCCAAACGCUUGGCUUCUUUUAUCUUCGAGUAAAACUAUUUUCUGGCACAUUAUUCUAGGACUGCAGCUUGACAGCAAGGAAUAAUAAUUAUAGCGGUAGUAGAUGCUUCCUGAUGAAUCUUGACGAGUCCCACUUGCUUCCUACCACUGUUUAAGUUUAACUUUUUUUUUUGGA
Quercus lobata is the source of this 1153-nucleotide messenger RNA. RefSeq names its product 2-hydroxyisoflavanone dehydratase-like. Bases 37 to 1011 code for a protein of 324 amino acids. Lineage: Eukaryota; Viridiplantae; Streptophyta; Magnoliopsida; Fagales; Fagaceae. The record is from RefSeq and is a predicted model, not a curated record. Gene Ontology annotation, molecular function: hydrolase activity. The transcript has a single exon.